Gossypium raimondii (Peruvian cotton) is the source of this 829-nucleotide messenger RNA. RefSeq lists its product as uncharacterized. Lineage: Eukaryota; Viridiplantae; Streptophyta; Magnoliopsida; Malvales; Malvaceae. Bases 252 to 626 code for a protein of 124 amino acids. The transcript is spliced from 3 exons. The record is from RefSeq and is a predicted model, not a curated record.
CACUUUUGUGCUAAACAUUCCAAAGGGACCAGAAGAAAACCUGGUAAGGCUAGUAUUAUCAGUGCGAUGAACAGAAGAUUGCAUCAAGGUGGAAACUGAUUGGUAUUUAGUGAAAACUCCGGAGGCGAGCCCAAGAAAAAGGGUCAUCGAUUCAAUCCAGCCCAUGUGCUGCGACACGUGCGAAUAAAUUGGCCUGUGAAUAAGAAAGAAUCUGUUACGUUUUGGGGACAGGCGCGCAAAACUUAAAAUUCAUGAGAAGAAGAAACAGAGCAAGAACAAGAACAAGAAGUCAAGAACAUUUCUUCUUUAAAAAGGGGUCGACAGUUAGCAGAAGGGGAGACAAAAGCAAAGGUUUUUUCUCUGGGAAGAUGACUGAUCAAGAGAAACUAACUGAGCAAUUGAACCCUUUCCUAAUACAUGUGGAAGGAAAACUAGUGGGAUUAACAUUGGAAAUGCAAAAAAGCGACCAAAAGAUGGUUCCUCCAGCACAUUUGAAUCCCAAAUCUUCUAAUCAUAUGGAUGCUUUGGCAAAAACUCGUGAAGCAAAGAUAAAGAGAUUGCAGGAAAUUAUCCUAGAAGCCAAUCUGGAGUUGGCCAGGUUAAAGAAGAAACGACGGCUGGAGUAAUUGCUGCUUCUCGUUAUUUCGUUCCAGUAAUAGCAGUCAAGAAUGUUUUAUUGGUUAAUUGGGAUGUUGAUGUACUGAUGGUGUUAUUUCAGGGUUAAGACUUAAUUAAACAGUAGUAUUGAGUGGUAUAGUUGAUCUCACUGGUAUUGGGAUUCUUAAUUUUCCUAUCUAACCCUUCAUAUUCACAUGUCUCAUUUUCAAUA